UUUCGCUCACAAUUUUGUUGGAGCGUUGACUGUAGUUGCCUUACGGCAGUGACGGCAAUAAUCAUUCACUGUAAAGUACCAUUGAUAACAGAGAUUCUCUGUUGAUAACAACUGCAAAAAUGUAGAGCAGAUUCGUUUUCAAGUCAAAUGAAUGAACGAGAAGGCGGCCUCACGCAACGAAUUCAGACCUUUCCCUCACUCAUCUGCGUAAUAGCAAGAUAAGGUAAUAAACUACUAGCAUUGAGUAACUAUACUUAUCGUUAGUAGUGUGCUAGAGUCUGAAGCAUUGAAAGAUCGUAUAUCGAGUUUUUUAAAAUGCACCCGAUACUCUGGACACUUAUGGUCGUGAUCAUUAGUUGCCAUUCUUUUGCCAGAUCUGACAUGAAUGCUGAAGAUUGUCAGUGUGGCAAGAUUUUAAACAGGAAAAUCAAUGAUCUACAUGACCUAUCAAGUGAAUACUGUUCAGCCGAUGGUAGUAGUGCAUGUAUGCUCAAGGGCACAGAAUAUCAAGCAACCGAUGUUCACAAUGGAAUGGUAUUGAUAAAUGCUGGUAUAUUCACCAUUGGUACCAAUCGACACAUAUUUGUAGCUGAUGGUGAGGGUCCAAGACGCAAUGUAACAUUGCAUAGUUUCUACAUAGAUAAAUAUGAAGUUAGUAACGAGAACUUUGAUAAAUUUGUCAAAUCUACUCAAUACAAAACUGAGGCCGAGAAGUUUGGGGAUUCUUUUGUCUUCGAAGGUUUAUUAAGUGAGGACUCAAAAUCUAAAAUUAAUGAGGCAGUUGCUCAAGCACCCUGGUGGCUUCCAGUGAAACAUGCCAGUUGGCAUCAUCCUGAAGGAUCAGAUUCUGACAUAACAGAUAGAAUGGAUCAUCCAGUGAUUCAUGUGUCGUGGCACGAUGCAGUAGCGUACUGCAAAUGGGCCGGAAAACGACUACCAACAGAAUCAGAAUGGGAAACUGCAUGCAGAGGCGGCCUUGUUACAGAACGUUUGUUUCCUUGGGGUAACCGUCUCACCCCGAAUAAUCAACACAGGACUAAUAUUUGGCAAGGGAUUUUCCCUACGAACAACAGCGCUGAAGAUGGGUAUGAAGGGACAUCACCAGUCACACAGUACCCUCCUAAUGGUUACGGCCUUUAUAACAUGGUAGGUAAUGUGUGGGAAUGGACUUCAGAUUGGUGGACGACUGAACACAGUGAUCAACCCACAAAUAAUCCGAUCGGACCAUCAAGUGGAACAGAUAAAGUAAAAAAAGGAGGAUCAUAUUUGUGUCAUGAAAGUUACUGCUACAGAUACAGAUGCGCUGCACGUAGCCAAAAUACACCAGAUACGUCCGCUGGCAAUCUCGGUUUCAGAUGUGCAAUGUCGACAUAGCAGUGUGCAAUGUACUUACUCUAUACUUUAUAAAUAUAGAAAAUCCAAGAUGUAUCAUAGUAUACAUGAAUCUUCUGAACUUUGAUAAGUCGUGAGUCUUCCAAAGAAACGAUCAGCUAGCUCAAUACCUAUCUUUAUGAUGACAAGUUUAUCAUGUAAUCUAAUGAUCUCUAAACCAAAAUUAUAUUAUUCUCUAUAACAAAUUAUGAGAUUCAUGUGAGUUAUUUAGAUUUGCCUAGAUUACAGCUAAUAGGAAUAAACUUUAUAUGAAUUCCUAA
This is a messenger RNA of Athalia rosae (coleseed sawfly), 1652 nucleotides long. Its product is annotated as formylglycine-generating enzyme. The transcript is spliced from 5 exons. Gene Ontology annotation, cellular component: endoplasmic reticulum. The coding region runs from base 316 to 1374 and encodes 352 amino acids. The record is from RefSeq and is a predicted model, not a curated record. Lineage: Eukaryota; Metazoa; Arthropoda; Insecta; Hymenoptera; Athaliidae.